Messenger RNA from Phyllostomus discolor (pale spear-nosed bat), 1991 nucleotides. RefSeq names its product synaptotagmin 3 (gene SYT3). Lineage: Eukaryota; Metazoa; Chordata; Mammalia; Chiroptera; Phyllostomidae. Gene Ontology annotation, molecular function: calcium-dependent phospholipid binding; SNARE binding; clathrin binding. The record is from RefSeq and is a predicted model, not a curated record. Gene Ontology annotation, biological process: regulation of calcium ion-dependent exocytosis; regulation of dopamine secretion; calcium-ion regulated exocytosis. Gene Ontology annotation, cellular component: membrane.
AGGGCGGGGGGAGGAGCCGAACGCGCACCGCGGCGGGCGUGCGGGGCUGCUGCGGCGGCAGCGGCGGCUCCGAUCCGGCACCCUCUCUUACCACCUGGCGCGCGUGGGGGCGGGUCCACAGCCCCUUGUCCGCCCUCCAACCCCCAUGGGCAGCCGCCAGCCGCCGCCUCGGCAGCCACCCAGGACACGACAGGGAUAAGAGCAGGACCCCACCGGUCACCAUGUCGGGAGACUAUGAGGACGACCUCUGCCGGCGGGCACUCAUUCUGGUCUCAGACCUCUGUGCGCGGGUCCGAGAUGCCGACACCAGCGACAGGUGCCAGGAGUUCAACGACCUGCGAAUUCGAGGCUAUCCCCGGGGCCCAGAUGCAGACAUCUCCGUGAGCCUGCUGUCAGUCAUCGUGACAUUCUGUGGCAUCGUCCUGCUGGGCGUCUCCCUCUUCGUGUCCUGGAAGUUGUGCUGGGUGCCCUGGCGGGACAAGGGAGGCUCGGCAGUGGGUGGCGGCCCCCUGCGAAAAGACCUGGGCCCGGGGGUUGGGCUGGCGGGCCUGGUAGGUGGCGGUGGGCACCACCUCGGGGCUGGCCUGGGUGGCCAUCCCCUGCUGGGGGGCCCGCAUCACCACGCCCACACCGCCCACCACCCGCCUUUCUCCGAGUUGCUGGAGCCGGGCAGCCUGGGGGGCUCUGACCCCCCUGAGCCCUCCUAUUUGGACAUGGACUCGUAUCCAGAGGCCGCGGCGGCAGCUGCAGUCGCCGCUGGGGUCAAACCGAGCCAGACGUCUCCGGAGCUGCCCUCCGAGGGUGGGACAGGCUCUGGACUGCUCCUGAUGCCCCCUAGUGGUGGGGGCUUGCCCAGUGCCCAGUCCCACCAGCAGGUCACAAGCCUAGCACCCACCACCAGGUACCCAGCCCUGCCCCGGCCCCUCACCCAGCAGACCCUGACCCCCCAGCCGGACCCCAGCAGUGAGGAGCGGCCACCUGCCUUACCCUUACCCCUGCCGGGUGGCGGAAAGGCCAAGCUCAUUGGACAGAUCAAGCCGGAGCUGUACCAGGACUGGACCUGGCAGCUGGCGGGGCGCGGAGCCCCGGGCUCUGGAGAGGCCGGCGCGGGGGCGCACCCUGCGCGGGGCCGCAUCAGCUUCGCCCUGCGGUACCUCUACGGUUCUGACCUGGUGGUGCGGAUCCUGCAGGCCCUGGACCUUCCUGCCAAGGACUCCAGCUUCUCAGACCCCUAUGUCAACUACCUGCUGCCUGACCGCAAGAAAAAAUUCCAGACCAAGGUGCACAGGAAGACCCUGAACCCUGUGUUCAACGAGACGUUUCAGUUCGCGGUGCCCCUGGCCGAGCUGGCCCAGCGCAAACUGCACUUCAGCGUCUACGACUUCGACCGCUUCUCGCGGCACGACCUCAUCGGCCAGGUGGUGCUGGACCUGCUGGAGCUGGCCGAGCCUCCUGACCGCCCACUGUGGCGGGACAUCGUGGAGGGCGGCUCGGAAAAGGCAGAUCUUGGGGAGGCUGAACUUCACUACUGCUACCUCCCCACGGCCGGGCGCCUAACCGUGACCAUCAUCAAAGCCUCUAACCUCAAAGCCAUGGACCUCACUGGCUUCUCGGACCCCUACGUGAAGGCCUCUCUGAUCAGCGAGGGGCGGCGGCUCAAGAAGCGGAAAACCUCCAUCAAGAAGAAUACGCUGAACCCCACCUACACGAGGGCGCUGGUGUUCGACGUGGCCCCCGAGAGCGUGGAAACGUGGGGACUCAGCAUCGCGGUGGUAGACUACGAUUGCAUCGGGCACAACGAGGUGAUAGGCGUGUGCCGCGUGGGCCCCGAUGCAGCCGACCCCCACGGCCGCGAGCACGGGGCGGAGAUGCUGGCCAACCCCCGAAAGCCCGUGGAGCACUGGCAUCAGCUGGUGGAGGAAAAGACUUUGAGCAGCUUCAAAGGCAGCAAAGGAUUGUCAGAGAAAGAGAACUCAGAGGUGCGGCGGUAA